This is a messenger RNA of Austrofundulus limnaeus, 3538 nucleotides long. It is a transcript of the gene atf7ip, whose product is annotated as activating transcription factor 7 interacting protein. The record is from RefSeq and is a predicted model, not a curated record. Gene Ontology annotation, cellular component: nucleus; transcription regulator complex. Gene Ontology annotation, molecular function: transcription coregulator activity; protein binding. The transcript is spliced from 13 exons. The coding region runs from base 111 to 3080 and encodes 989 amino acids. Gene Ontology annotation, biological process: regulation of DNA-templated transcription. NCBI's taxonomy places the organism in Eukaryota, Metazoa, Chordata, Actinopteri, Cyprinodontiformes, Rivulidae.
UGUCAAAUUUACAAAUAUAAAACAACCUCUUUUUCUCCCCUUUUUCCUCAGAUUUUCGACAAAUCCUGCGUUAAAUUCAUGACCAGGAUUCUUUCGUCCUGAAGAAAGCAAUGGAACUUGUGGCAACAGAGGAAAAAAAGAAGAUUUUCCGAGCUAAGAAAACCAUGAAGAUGAGUGAUCGUCUGCAACUGGAAAGCCUUCACAGCACUUUACUGACAACAGCCCCGCGCUUGUCUAACCCAUCUCCGCCGCCAAUGGUGAACGGCACGCAUAAGGAGGAUGGACAAAAAGGAACUGAGAGAGAGCAAAACAACACGGUUGAUCGGAGCUCCCCUCGCACCGGGUCGCCUUCCACUCCAACACCGACGAGCUCUCCUGCACCGUUCCUGUCGCUUAAUUUAUCACCAUCCACCGCCUCUUCCCAAAGUCCCAACACUCCGGAAGAAGUGACUUCCCCGACUUCCCCGUUCCACUCUGAAUUUCCUGAUGUGAACAAGACAAAGGAAGUGGAAAAGAAAAUUUCUUCACCAUCCCAGUCAAAUGAGUCUGUUACAUCAGUGCCAAGUAAACCUAAUGCAAUUCCUGUGGAGGGAAAGAAGGAGAAACAGAGCCCAACAGAAGAGCCAGCUGAGGAUUCAGGAAAAGAUUUGGUUUUGUGUGCGCCUGUCCCCUCUGCAGUGUCUGAUUGUAUYGAACCAAUGGACACAGAAAGUGACACUACAAGCACUAAUGACUCCAUGGCUUCCACAUCUGCAGCGAAAGACGAAAAGCCUUCUUGUCCUGUUGUUGUGGCUACCAGUUCCUCCCUUUCUUCAACUUCUCCUCCAGCAUCUGAUAAAGAUCUGAAACAAACGGGGGAAAUCAAAGAUGAAGUAAAAGAAGUAGACAACAAACCCAGUGUGGAGACAGGGUCAAAAUGUAAGGAAAAGACAGAAGUGUGCCAAAUAAAAUCAGAGGUCAAAAAGAAAAAGAAGGAAAACGGAGAAACUACAAAACCAAGUCGACCAUCAUCUACUCCACCUGAUGCAGAAAAAGAGAAGAGUUCGUCCUCAGGACUGAAGCGCACUUUAUCAGAGGGAAAUGAAAACGAUGAACCGACUGUAAAGAAAGAGGGGAAGAGACCCAAGGUGGAACAUGAGGAGCUGGAAGCCCAACUGGAACUUAAAAUCACAGCAAAAGCUGGCAAUAAACAUAAACUUGAAAAGAUGAUUCAACAAAUUGUGAGUGAGCGACUGAAGAUUUUGGAGCUGACAAUUUUUGACAAACAUUUCCAAGAGCUAAAAGACAGAGUAGACAAAAUUGAUUGUGCUAAUAAACAUCAAACAGCCAUCACUGCACUACAAUCAAAGAUUCAUCGGCUAACAAAGAAGUUUGGAGAGGCUAAUCAGGCAUCAGAAAACAAAAAGAAAGAGGAGGCACUUGCUGCUGCUGCUGCCACUGCUGCUGCCACUGCUGCUGCCACUGCUGCUACCACUGCUGCUAAGACUACAACAGUUACCAACAACCCCCAAGCUCAGCGGCCGGUCCAGACUUCCACUGAGGUUAAACAAUCUCCAACUGUUGCUUCUUCCAGCACAGCUGUUGCUCCGUUCCCAGAAUCUCUUCCAGCCUCUGCUGCAGCUCCAGUUCCGGCUCCAGCUCCUGCCCCAAUCGCAGCCCCAGCUUCCACCUCCACCACUAUAGUUCCCCAGACCUCUAUUCUCCAGCUCAUCACCUCUAACUCUAAUGCUGUCUCUUCGUUGGCUGCUGGGAUCACUACCCAGAGUCAACCAGGCACUCUCCUGCUGAAAACAACUCCCGGUACCGGCAUGAUGACUGCAGGCCAGCCACUCGUCAUUCAUCUGCCUCUGUCCAUAUCCAACGGCCAGACAGGGCUGGUCAACUUCCCUAUGUCCUCUUUGUCUGCAGCCAGCACACUAACCAAAUCCAAAACCACUCCAGCUACCACCACCUUUAUAAUCAAGUCUCCUCCCUCAACGAACACAGCAUCGGCCCCGACCUCAACUGUUGCCACGCUUCCAGCCAUCCAGGCCCCCGCUGGUCAGGUGUCUCCUGCCCAGAUCUCUCUAGCGCGAGGUGUGUACCAAGGAGGUGCAGGGAGAAUAACUACGCCUAAUGCUGGGGUAUCUGUGGCCACAGUGAGGGCACCAGCUCAGUCCGUCUCUGUUGCUGGUGCUUUAUCUUCAGCCUCUUCGCCUGCAACCUCUGUGCCAGCAGCUACAGGUUCCACUGCUCCAGGAACCCCACAGGGAACAUCUCUGACAUCCAAGACUGACAAUCAGGUCUCUAAAACAGCUUCAGGAUCUGGAUCAUCUGGAUCCUCUGGAUCGUCUGGAGUCACUACUGGAGUCAAUACUGGAGUCACUACUGGAAUCGCUCAACCUAAAGCGGCUGUACCACCAUCAAGACCCAAAGGCUCUGUCAUUGAUCUUACAGAGGAUGAUGAUGACGUGCAAGUGACAGGAGUGAAGAAAGCCACAGUUCCAAGUUCUUCCUCUGCUCCCCGACCCAACCCAGUCAUCAGCAUUCCCAACAGUACUGGAGCAAGGUCAUCUCCAAAAACCAAUCAGAAUCAGAACUCCAGCACUCCCCAGAUUACAGUACAUCACCGCCCCCCACAGGAGUCUCCACUCAAACCUCGUACUGUAACCACUUCAUUGUCAUCGCGGAGCUCCAACCCAGCUCUGCCCCCUCUCCCCCCGGCACCCGGAGUAUCCCGUUUGCCCCCGGAGGCCGAACAAACCUCACCCCCUCAGCAGCUCCAGCUGAAGCUGGUGCCGGGUCAGACCGGUAUCGUUCUGUCCUGGAGCGUUUCCGAAGUGGAUCGGACCUGCGCGGCCGUAGACAGCUAUCACCUCUAUGCCUUCCACCAAGACAACUCGAGCGGCAACGCGACGCAGCAGCACUGGAAGAAGAUAGGGGAGGUGAACGCCCUUCCCCUCCCCAUGGCCUGUACGCUGACCCAGUUCCAGUCUGGCUCCACAUACUAUUUUGCCGUUCGAGCCAAAGACAUUUAUGGACGCUUUGGCACCUUCUGUGAACCCCAGUGCACAAAUGUUAUCAGUUCCAGCUCUAGUUAAAUUACUCAAGAAACAUGGACUUUAUUUUUUAUUUCUUUUGCUUCGAUGAUUUUGUGUUUUAUUUCAAGAACUCAAACAUGGUGUGUGGAUCAGAUACAGUAUCUGUAAAUAUAUCUACAAAAAAAAAAAAACACACAUGAAAUUCUGAUUGACUUGGUGAGUUGAAGCAGUCAACAGUUGUUUUUCUCUGGUUUAUUGUACUUGGUGUAUUUUUAGUGACUUGAGCUGUUGUCUGUAACCCUGUAUUAUUUUUUCCCCUUUCCAAAGUGGGGUAUUUAUGUUGUUCACUCCUGUUAAUCAGACAUGAUCGUUAUUCUUUCUUUAAGGAGAAGUGAUUAUACAGUACAUGUAAACUCAAUUGCACAGAAAUGUAUACUUGUGUGUUAGAAGCAGAAUAACUUUUUUUAAGUUCUGUCUGGCAACCAGACUUUAACAAAAUAAAAGGUUUUAUUAAAGUA